Colletotrichum truncatum is the source of this 939-nucleotide messenger RNA. RefSeq names its product retinol dehydrogenase. The record is from RefSeq and is a predicted model, not a curated record. NCBI's taxonomy places the organism in Eukaryota, Fungi, Ascomycota, Sordariomycetes, Glomerellales, Glomerellaceae.
AUGGCGACGGCAUUCUUGAUGGGAGGUUACAACUUCAACCCGGAUAAAGACAUCCCUGAUUUGACCGGGAAAGUGAUUGUGGUCACGGGUGGCAACUCUGGCCUCGGACUGGAAACGAUUCGACAAAUCGCCAAGCACAAUCCGGCGCACAUCUACCUGGCUGGUCGUUCGAAAGAAAAGGGGGAGAAAGCAAUCGAAGAUUUGAAAAAAGAGGGGGCCAGCGUCUCACCGAUUACUUACCUUCCUCUUGACCUCGCGUCAUUUGAAAGUAUCAAAGCCGCGGCCAGGACAUUCAAUGAGUCCUCCCAGCGUCUCGAUCUUCUCAUCAACAAUGCUGGCAUCAUGGCGACGCCUGAUGGCCUCACGAAGGAGGGAUACGAGAUCCAGUUUGGCACAAACCACAUGGGCCACGCGCUCUUUACGCAACUGUUACUCCCGGUUCUCAAAAAGACAGCAAGUGAGAACCCGGACGUGAGGGUUGUCUUCCUCUCCUCUGCUGCGGAAGGCUGGGCCCCGAAAGACACGUACCAGCUUGACAAGCUCAAGACCAAAAUGCCUGAGACUGCGAGUCGUUUCCGUUACGGCAUUUCCAAGGUGGCGAACAUUCACUAUGCAGCAGCCCUUGCCGAGCGCAAUCCAGAAAUCAAAGUGGUUAGCGUCCAUCCAGGCGUCGUGGAUACCAACCUCGCCGAGUCCAUCAUCAAUAACUCCAACUUCCUCAUCGGGAUGGUAGUGUACCUCGGGACCAAAGUGGUGGCGGUAAGUCCGCAAAAGGGGGCUUUGAACCAGCUGUGGGCUUCCUUCAGCCCUGACGUCAAGAGCGGUGCUUUUUACCAUCCAGUCGGUGUGAGCGGUAAGGGCACCCGCCUUAGUGAGGACAAGAAUAAGAGGGAACAACUGUGGAAGUGGACGGAAGAUGAACUUCGGAGCCACCUUUAG